GAACAACAUUCAUCAGAGUGGCUAAAUAUGGACAAAAUUGCUAAAGAUGUGGGGGAUAUCCAGUCCCGACUGUUGGACCACAGGCCUGUCAUCAGUGCAGAAGCUCGCUACUUUGUCAGAGAGUUUGAGGAGAAACGAGGCUUUAGGGAGAACCGCCUGCUGGAGAACCUGAAUAAAACAGUGAAGGAGACAAAYGAACAAAUGUUACCAGCAGUGUCAGAAGAAAGCAUCCAGCAGCUGUCUGGCAUCAUUAAGCGCUUGGAGGCUGCUAACCACAUGGCAGAGCGAGUCCAGCAGAGGGAGCUAGAGACACAACAGGGCGCCCAGCUGCAGGCCAGCAUGGAGACAUUAAAGGAGGACUGGACAGAGUUCCUGAGGGAGCAGCAGAGGUUAAAGGAGGCGGUGGACGAGGAGCACGCUAAGGCUGUGGGAGAGCUCAGCACUCGCUUUAGUGAGAAGAAGAAGGACCUGGUUCAGCUGUCGCUCAGCUGAGAAGUUCACGGAUAAAUUCACUYGUGUUUAUGUUUUCUCACCAGCAUGUUGCAGUGAAAUGCUGCUAAAACUACCAGGAGGUGGUGACAAAACGCCAACUGUUAUGGUGCUUUCCCAGGCAGGUGUGCAACACUUGCUGCUCCAAAGACUUGAUGUGAUCCUGUUUCUGUUUUUGUUGCUUUUAUUUGGAAUAGAUAAUAAAUCAGAACCUACUAAUAUUGACUAAA
Molecule: messenger RNA, 719 nt
Organism: Austrofundulus limnaeus
Lineage: Eukaryota; Metazoa; Chordata; Actinopteri; Cyprinodontiformes; Rivulidae
Gene: bloc1s5
Product: biogenesis of lysosomal organelles complex-1, subunit 5, muted
Cellular component (GO): transport vesicle; BLOC-1 complex
Source: RefSeq, a predicted model, not a curated record